UCGCAAGUGGCGGAGCACGAAGAGCAAAAGCAGCUUCGUAUAAAAAUAUCGCCUUUCGCCCUCCUCGUCCACUUCUCCGAUUCUCUCUUCUGAGCUCUUUAAACCCUAGGAAAAAAACCUCCUGAUUUCAGCCGGAAGAGCAUCCCCCUCAUCGGCCUCCUCCUCACUCCUCCUUCAGGGCGGGUGGGAUUCGCGCUUGAGCUGAGAGCGCACGAAUUCUCGCACCCGAACGUGUAAGAUUUCCUCGACCGGAGGUCGUUCUUCGAUCGUUCAUCGCACGCGUGUGUUUGGGUUGUUCUUUGUAUAUCCUGAACCGCAGGCUGAUAUGGCAACAAGGCUCCAGUUUGAGAAUUCGUGCGAAGUCGGAGUCUUCUCUAAGUUGACGAAUGCCUACUGUUUAGUUGCAAUUGGUGGAUCGGAAAACUUCUACAGUGCGUUUGAGGCUGAACUGGCCGAUGUUAUCCCGGUUGUUAAAACGUCCAUUGCAGGCACUAGGAUCAUUGGGCGACUUCUUGCAGGAAACAAGAAUGGGCUCCUUGUGCCGCACAACACUACUGACCAGGAGCUUCAACACUUGAGAAAUAGUCUGCCGGAUCAAGUUGUUGUUCAACGUAUUGAAGAAAAGCUAUCUGCCCUGGGGAACUGCAUAGCAUGCAAUGAUCAUGUUGCCCUUACUCAUACCGAUCUUGACAAAGAAACCGAGGAGAUAAUUGCAGAUGUUCUUGGAGUGGAAGUCUUUAGGCAGACUAUUGCUGGCAACAUUCUUGUGGGUAGCUUUUGUGCCUUCUCAAACAGAGGUGGACUGGUUCAUCCACAUACAUCCAUUGAAGACUUGGAUGAGCUCUCGACCCUCCUCCAGGUUCCUUUGGUGGCUGGAACUGUGAACCGAGGUAGCGAAGUAAUCGGUGCCGGUAUGACCGUGAAUGACUGGACAGCAUUUUGCGGUUCGGACACCACGGCGACUGAACUAUCCGUGAUCGAGAGUGUUUUCAAGUUGAGGGAAGCGCAACCCAGCGCUAUUGUGGAUGAGAUGAGGAAAUCCUUGAUCGACAGCUAUGUCUAGUUAUUUAUCUUGAUCGUAUGUGUUUGUCUGAACUUCGCGAUUUUAAGUCUUAUCAAUUCGUAGACUACGAAUUGAAUAUCAUGUUUAUUUGCCAAUCAAGUCGAAUUUGCGUACUAAA
This is a messenger RNA of Syzygium oleosum, 1181 nucleotides long. Its product is annotated as eukaryotic translation initiation factor 6-2. Gene Ontology annotation, biological process: maturation of LSU-rRNA; cytosolic ribosome assembly; assembly of large subunit precursor of preribosome. Gene Ontology annotation, cellular component: cytosol; preribosome, large subunit precursor; nucleolus. The record is from RefSeq and is a predicted model, not a curated record. Bases 326 to 1063 code for a protein of 245 amino acids. The transcript has 8 exons. Lineage: Eukaryota; Viridiplantae; Streptophyta; Magnoliopsida; Myrtales; Myrtaceae. Gene Ontology annotation, molecular function: ribosomal large subunit binding.